UCCCGCCCCGGCGCACGUGCGCGGCCGCCCCGUCCGGCGGAGCAGGGGCCGCUGGGCCGCCCGCAGCGGCGGGGGUGGCGCUGUGACGUCACGGCCCGCACGGCAGCCGCGGGGCGCCCGCACUGUGAGGUCAUCGCGCGGCGCGGCCCGGCCCGGUCCCAGCGGCCGCCGCCGCUGCUGCUACUGCUGCUGCCGCUGCCGCCGCCGUCGUCGCCGCCGGCGGGGGAGGGGGCAGCAUGGCCGAGGCGGAGGCGCCGCCGCCGUCGUUGCCGCGGGUGGGCGCGUGGCUGCCGGUGCUGGUGGAGCAGAUGGUGAACGACACGCUGGUGGUCACGCUGAGCUGCGGGGAGCGGCGCUUCACCGGCGUCCUGCUCGACUGCACCAAGAAGUCGGGAUUGUUUUGUCUCCCAUCCGCCUUUCCCAAGCACGAGGACCCUCCUGCUGACGCUUGUGCUAAUGGAGUUGCUGAUGGCGGGGAUGCUGUGCAGGGCGAGAUGGAGCUGCAGCCCGCUGGUGAAAAGCCUCUUAAGGGAAACAGUGAUGAGCAAGUACCUCCCCUGCUGCCUCCGCCGCCGCCCGGUAGCCUUCCUCCUUACCCCCCCUACUUUGAGGGAGCUCCCUUUCCUCGUCCACUAUGGCUACGGCACACGUACAACCAGUGGGUUCCUCAACCACCACCGCGGACUAUAAAGAGGACGAGGAGGCGUUUGUCGCGGAACAGAGACCCGGGAAGGCUUAUCAUGAGCACUAUCAGGCUGCGACCAAGGCAGGUGCUCUGUGAGAAGUGUAAAAACACUCUGAAUCCUGAGGAUGCAAACAUUGCUAGGCAGAAUGCUAAAACCAGGAGGAAGCUAAGCAUUCAGGACAAAGAGCAGAAAAAGCACAGCGACUCUGACUACAUGGAGAAAAGGAACAAAAGAGAGAAGAGAGAGGAUGACAAAUUUUCUGGAGAACUAGUUCAUCGAACACCAGUUAUAAAAAUAUCCUACAGUACUCCACAAGGGAAAGGUGAAGUUGUAAAAAUCCCUUCCCGGGUUCAUGGCUCAGUCAAACCAUUUUGUCCAGAGCGAAUAUUGCAGAAUGGAGAGGAGGACCAAGAGGAGACCAGAGACACUGAACGGUGUCGAGAAACCAAAUGUUUAAUGGACAAGUCAGCAGGCAGCCAGCUUGCUUCCAUUCCAAAACUGAAGCUCACACGGCCGGUGCAUUCCAGUGCGGAUGUCCCACCCCCAAAGAUACGGCUGAAGCCCCAUCGCAUAAAUGAUGGUCAGAGUGUUUCAAUUUAUAAGGCAGAACUUAUUGAUGAAAUAAAUGUCCUUCAGAACAGCAGGAAGUCCAAUCCUGGUACAUUUUACAAUGACGAAUCCACGGACAGAAGUUUAGUUGAGAUAUCUUCAGGGAGUUCAGGUGAAGAUGAUGACUUUAAAAGAUUUCACCAAGGUAAAGAUGGACAUGAUAACUUGGCUUUCCUUAUGAAUUAUCGUAAAAGAAAAGCAGAUUCUUCUAGUUUAUCAGUGUGUAGUAACGACAGUCUAGACGAAUCCAAGUCUUCUAGUUCAGAAGUAACAUCACCAGAAAUGUGUGACUUUUUGCCUGGUGAUGAUGCAUCUGUCUCUUCAUCUUCAAAAGAUGAGCGUAAAAUUGUGCCACCACUGACAGUUAGACUGCAUACCCAAAGUGUGUCUAAAUGUGUCACAGAAGAUGGAAGAACUGUUUCAGUGGGGGAUAUUGUUUGGGGUAAAAUUCAUGGUUUUCCAUGGUGGCCAGCACGUGUUCUUGACAUAAACCUUAGCCAGAAGGAAAACGGGGAACCUUCAUGGCGAGAAGCUAAAGUAUCAUGGUUUGGUUCUCCAACGACUUCAUUCUUAUCUGUUUCAAAACUCUCUCCUUUCUCUGAAUUUUUCAAACUGAGAUUUAAUCGCAAGAAGAAAGGGAUGUAUCGGAAAGCUAUCACAGAAGCUGCAAAGGCAGUAGAGCAUCUGACUCCAGAAAUAAGAGAUCUCUUAACACAGUUCGAGACAUAACUCUGCCUCCAGUAUCAGUGACCUGAAAUGCAGUAAAAAGGCUGGGCGAGUGCAAUGCCUGGAGGAAACGUGCAACGUCCGGCGGCAGGAGACGCGUCUCUGCCCUGCCAGAGCAUUCCAGCAAGGGCCACCUGGAACAGGCAAGAAAGUCACCCCAAGUCUCAGGUUUUUCUGCUAGCUAAAACCAGAUAGAGAUUAACAUCAUCUUCAGGGAGAGGAAAAAAAAUAAAGGAGCUCCAAAGGUCAUAUGUGUAAUUCAGGGAUGAAAUUUCAAAGUCUGGAUUUAGAAAUGAGAGCCAAAGGCUCCAAGACUGCAAUCUAUUGCUGAAACCACGCUGGUGACUAACCAAAAAGGUCUGCCCUAAAAAUGUAAAAAUCAUGAAUCAUUCCUGAAAGCCAGAAAAUGUUUUGUAACUUCCAUGACUCCAGCUUAAACUCUCAGCAUCCUGUUUGCUGCUGGCCUUGGUUCGAGGGCUUUGACUUACUCAUCCAUUAGGAAGGUUUACCCUGAAAGCAUGUAGGCUUGAAACUUGUCUUUGAACAAACUGAAUAAAGACACACUUUU
Molecule: messenger RNA, 2589 nt
Organism: Cuculus canorus (common cuckoo)
Lineage: Eukaryota; Metazoa; Chordata; Aves; Cuculiformes; Cuculidae
Gene: PWWP2B
Product: PWWP domain containing 2B
Exons: 3
Coding region: 237-2024 (595 amino acids)
Cellular component (GO): nucleus; nucleoplasm
Source: RefSeq, a predicted model, not a curated record